GUGUCAUGUUUUGUUUCUUAUUCUGUCACUUGUCUAUACCCAAAUCUGUUUUCCUUAGCAUUUUUAAGUUUUGGAAUUAGCGAUUGAGAUUAUUUGAAUUUUUACUAAUGAGAAAAUGGUGAAACAUGUGCGAAGAUGAAUGGAAGAAAAAAGAGAUGAUUUCUAAGAAGUUCCACUCAGAUUCAGCCGAAACAAUAGCCUAAACCUCAAAUAUAACUGCCAAAAAUAUGCUAUGGACAAACAACUAUUAUUAAAUUGAGCGAGUUUUUCAAGUGAAUUGUGAACUAUGAUAACUUUGUCGCAACGUUUAAAACGUAAAUCACAGACUGACGAAGCCUCAACGGCUUCCAGAGCUUCAAUAAGAGAUAGACUUUUGGUUAAAGAAGCUCAAGAAAUGGCUCAACUCUUACCAGCAUGUUGUUCAAUACACUACGCCAAUGAAAAUGAUCUUAGUAAUUUUAUUUUGAUUGUAACCCCUACAGAAGGAUACUGGCAGGGUGGGACAUUUCGUUUUGAUAUAACUGUUACUGAUGAAUAUAACAUGGUUCCACCAGUAGUCAAAUGCUUAACAAAACUUUGGCAUCCAAAUAUAACUGAAGCAGGAGAAGUUUGCCUUUCUUUAUUGCGAAGACACAGCGUUGAUGGAAUGGGUUGGUCACCUAUUAGAAGGCUUAAUGAUGUUGUAUGGGGACUGAAUGCUCUUUUUACAGAUUUAUUGAAUUUUGAAGACCCCUUAAAUGUUGAAGCUGCAGAAAUGUUUAGGCACUCCAAAGAAGAAUUUAAACUGAAAGUGAUGGAAUAUGUAGCAAAUUAUGCAAAGGAAUAAGCGUGUAUUUUCUAAAUAAUUCAAAAUUCAUCACAAGUUUUACAUGUGGCUGUACUUGCUGGUUUUCGCGUUUUUCAUGUUUGCUACAUCUUCCGAAUUCAAUAACUUUAAAUACGUAUUCGAUGGAUGUUUAUUAUUGAAUAGGAUUUAUUAUUUUGUUUAUAUAUUUUACAAUUCUAAAUAAACUGUGGAUAUUUUAUUAA
Messenger RNA from Acanthoscelides obtectus, 1029 nucleotides. The record is from the annotation of a GenBank genome assembly. NCBI's taxonomy places the organism in Eukaryota, Metazoa, Arthropoda, Insecta, Coleoptera, Chrysomelidae.